Lactuca virosa is the source of this 1160-nucleotide messenger RNA. Lineage: Eukaryota; Viridiplantae; Streptophyta; Magnoliopsida; Asterales; Asteraceae. The record is from the annotation of a GenBank genome assembly.
AUGAAGAACAUAGUGAAAUACAGCAAAGAAGAUGCAGAUGCUUCGUCUCCAUUUAGUCGCUUACCCGACGAAAUCAUCCUCCAAAUCAUAAACAAAUUAAUCGAUUUGAAAACCCUUGGCUUUUGCUAUCUGGUUUCCAAGCGUUUCUCCUCGAUUGUACUUCAAGUGGAUGCCAUUUCUUUCACUGUUCCUUUCAUAGACCCUAACAUUCCCGAUAAGAACACCGUCGAUGACGUCGCCCCAAGUAGGCCGUUUCCGCCCAUGGUUUCUUCGUUUUUUGGUGAGUCUUUUCUAUCCGCCUAUACGUUUUUGAGCAAGCUUAAAGGAGUGAAGUCCUUGUGUAUCGAACUGGCAUCUUUCGGUCACAGAGCUAUUGAUAAUCGUUGUUUGUUCAAGUGGAUGGUUAAGUUCAGGAACAGAAUCGAAUCGUUUAUGUUUCUAUCGCCACAUUCAGUUUAUGAUAAGGAUGGAUUAUCUCUUAGUGGAAAUGGGGAUGAAGAAGAAGAAAACCUGGUAGUUCAUGGUAUGUUUAGGCGAAAUUUUGAAAUUUCGUUUCAGUGUCUGGAGGAUGUGAUUGCGUGGCAUAUUAUGUUGAUGGACAUCGUUAAGGAUCUCCCAAUGUUGGAAGAGGUAUCAAUUACUGAUUCAGGGAGAAGAGGGAGGCUUUCUCUGAAUGGAGAAAAGCUCAUUGAGGUGAAGGAAUGGGUAAACUCAGCUUCAAAAGCUGAGUUCAAUCGUGUAGAGGUUCCUACUGUCAUGAGUAAUGGUUACAUCCCCCUUUUGAAGUUGCCAGUUUCAGGGUAUGUGAUGAAGGGGAUAUAUUUUGGUAUAAUGAAGAUGAAAGAUCUUGAGGGUGGAAAUGAAGGUCUUAUGAACAUUGAGGAUGCUUCUGAAGAUAAAGAAGAAGCUGCAUAUACUGAAGCUUAUGAAUCAGGUACAGAUGCAAAGUUCAAUUAACAACUAACGAGGGAAGGGAAAAUAUGAGGUAGUUUGCUAGAUAUUAAUUGAUAGAAGAUAGAACCAAUCUUUGAAACAACUUUUUGGUAUGUAAGUGAUGCAUAUUGCAUAGCAACAUUAAGUAUUUAAGUAAAAUCUAUAUUUUAUAUUAGAGUGAAAGCUGCAAAAUUGGCCCUUGUGGUUUGUAGUUUUCUUUGGAUGGA